UCAUCACAAUCUUUCGCAUAUAUAACGAAGUGUAUGAUAAAUAAAUUCAGCAAUAACAAUAACAGGCCAGACGUGCGGAAGUAAUAUAUUACUAAGUGUGGAAAAUUUUUAGCGUUCGUAGUAAAGUGAAUUUUUCUUUUCAAGCUUGUGAUUGAGUUUGGCAAAAGCCAGUAACUAACUGAAUCAACUAUUGAAAUUUACACCAAUUUCCCACUGAAGAAUUGCAUUAUCUUGAAAAAAUAGUAAUGAUUAUAGUGAUUAUUACAAGUGCCCUUUUAGCAGUGGUACUUGCUGAAGCCGGUAAAGAUGUUGUUCUACUAACUCCAAAGAACGCAAACACAGGACCAAUACAUGGAGGUGGCGGUGGUCAUGAAUUAAGUUUUUCAUGUCCAUUCAACGGAGCUAUUACAGAUAUUAACUAUCGUGUCGGAUUGAAAGUGGAUCAACUUUCAUUUAUAUGCACAUCAUGGGCGGGUCGAACUACAUUUGGUCCGUAUGGCGGUGGUGGAGGCAGUCCAGGAAAUAUUGGGUGUCCUGAACGAUACUAUAUUAGCUCGAUAUACGGGAGGAGUGACGCUAGAUUAGAUCGACUCGGAAUUCGUUGCAGACAUGAUACUGAUAUGACCACGCAUGGAAUAGACAGUGGAAGCUUUGGCGGAAUGGGUGGAUCAGUCUUUGAUGAUUUGACCUUUUCCGCUGGUAACAGGCCCAUUGGAAUAACAAUUAGAUCCGGAGACUUUUUGGAUGCAAUUCAAAUCAAUUAUGGAAACACUUAUCUAGCUCCACUAUGCACUAAUUGCUAUCAAUAUAGAGAGGAAUGGGGACCAAAACAUGGUGGAAAUGGUGGAGGAAUGAACGCAUUCGCUUGUCCAAACGAAGGAGUUAUUACUGCUAUUGCGUACAGGGCUGGUUCUAUGUUAGAUUUCCUCCAAUUUACGUGUGUGUCUCUGUUAGGCCAAACCACUAUGCAACCGUAUGGUGGAGGUGGUGGCGGCACUCAAUAUCGAGAUAUCUGUGAGCCUGGUAUGUACAUCAACUCUAUAUUGGGAAGAAGUUCCAAUGGAAUCAAUCAGUUUGGAAUCCGGUGUGUCAGACCAGGAACCACUGGUGCGAGUCCUGGACGACAUGGUCACGGUGGUGAUGGUGGUGAACCAUUUGAUGAUCAAUAUUAUGCAUUACUUGGACAUAGACCAGUGGAAAUCAGAAUAUGGGCCGGAGCACAAAUCGAUGCUAUUCAAAUAAAAUACGCAAAUAUGCCAGUUCAUUUUCCUGAUUGGUAUCAAGGAGAACAACAGGGAGAAGAAGAACUUAGUGAUGUGUUUUAAUGUUGCCUGAUUUU
This is a messenger RNA of Bradysia coprophila, 1339 nucleotides long. RefSeq lists its product as uncharacterized. The record is from RefSeq and is a predicted model, not a curated record. NCBI's taxonomy places the organism in Eukaryota, Metazoa, Arthropoda, Insecta, Diptera, Sciaridae.